AUGGCAACGCCGCCGACCAAUAUUACUGAAGAUGAAGUUUUCGAUGAGUAUGUGAUUGAGGAUGAAAAUGAAAAUCAGGAUGAGGACGAGGAUGAGAAUGAGGGUGAGGGUGAGGAUGAGGAAUACAUUGAAAUUAUAAAGAAUUCAGUAGAGUUACCAUCAUCACAAUAUGAAUUGGAUUCAAUUUUAUCAAGCUGCCAAAAAACGACUAAUAUACGAGUAGUAGAUGAUGAACUCACAAAUUUAUUAAAAGAUUGGGGUCACCUGGAAGUUUUGGAUCAUUUCAAGAUUUCAGAAGAAGAUGCAGAGCAAACAUAUCGGGCAUUAAAAUAUGAUAACUUGUCAUGUGAGGAGUUUGAACGUAGCUGGAAGGCAUGUAUAAACCACAGACUCUUGGAAAUAAAAAACGCUUCUUCCACCUCUGAGAUUCUCAAUAAAUGGCCUCAGUAUAAGCUUCCAUCUGGCCAUCGCUUUGUUGAUAUAGACUAUAGUUAUUUGUAUCCAAAUGCCGGCUCAUUUUUGAACAAUUGGGAAACACUGGGGGAAAAACUUCUUAAAUUUCUCUCUACUGAUAACCGUGUCAAGGAAAAGAAUAUACGAGAGGUUCUAAUCAAAAUUAAAACAGCAGAUUCAUCUGAAAACUGUAAAGAUGCGGCAUUACUUUGGGCUCUGCAUGGAUACUUUGUACCUUUCCAAAAAGUUAUAAAAAAAGACAUAGAUGGUAGAAAACACGUUAUACGACAUACCAUCAAGGACUCGCAGAAUUCAUUCGUUUGGAUAGGCAACACAAUUCAAGCUAUAGAAGACCAUAUUGCCUUCCUCAACAAAAUGGGUGAGAAUAUCCAACCAUUCAUUAUUGUUCACGGUGUGUCAAUCUUGAAUUUUUCUGAAAUUUUUCUCUAUUUUGAUGGAGUUAAAUUUCCGUUUAACAGUUUCAUCCGAGCAGUGGAUAUCUGUUACAAAAUUUUUUAUUUAUUUAAUCUGGAGUACCCAACCGCUUGUUCCUCCUUUUGGGGUUUUAUAGAAACGCAAUACCAUCAAGGUAAUAAAAAAAAAUUGUGCGGAAAGACUCAUGUUUUGCUUAAUGAGAUCUCAUAGUUUCACUGAAUUUCACUUUACUUUACUGAUUGUUUCACUUUAUUUAUUUAAAAAAAAGUAUAGGUAUGCAAAGGCUCAUGUUUUGAUAAAAUCCUUAUAAUUUAACUUAAUUCCACUCCUUAUAAUUUAUUUGACUGAUUAGAAUGUAAUUUAAAUGAAGAUAAAUUAAAUAAAAAAAUGUAUGAA
This is a messenger RNA of Episyrphus balteatus (marmalade hoverfly), 1284 nucleotides long. RefSeq lists its product as uncharacterized. The record is from RefSeq and is a predicted model, not a curated record. The transcript has 4 exons. The coding region runs from base 1 to 1098 and encodes 365 amino acids. NCBI's taxonomy places the organism in Eukaryota, Metazoa, Arthropoda, Insecta, Diptera, Syrphidae.